ACAGAAGAAAUAUUUUGCUUUUCGGAAGAAGAUCCCGACAAAGAGGCCCAGCUUCUUUUCAGCCAAAUAAAGGCAAAGAAUAUUAAAACCGACCAUGUACACCAGGACAAACACAAGCAGCACACAUGGAGACUUUCAGGACAGGAACGGAGUGAACUACGUCUCAUCGACAGAGUCUUUUGCCCACUGCUCUCAAUUGUUCUGGAAAAAGGACCCCAACGACUCCGGACCAAGUUCAACCAUCAGCUGGUGCGAUCAGCUCCCCUCGUCCUCUGCAGCCCUCUCCAGCUCCAGUCUCUCCUCAACGUCACUGUCCAGCUCCAGCCUCUCCAUGGAGUCCCAACCACCGGCGCCAGCGCCGCCUCCGCCAACAACAGCGCCGUCAGACGACACGGAAUCGGACGAGAGGCCGUAUGUCUGUGACCUGUGCAGCUGCGCUUACAAACAUGCUAGCUCGCUGCUCAACCACAAGCUUACUCACAAGACCGGAGACUUCAGGUGUGACUUCUGCAGCAAGCCCUACACCAACUACAUGUCGCUGCGCAACCACAUGCGAAUCCACGGUCAGAAGCGUUAUAUGUGCGACUUGUGUGGGAAGGCUUUCCGCUUGGCACGGUACCUCCGUAACCAUCAGAGGAUUCACGAUGAUGGGCCCAACCGCUUCGACUGUCCUUCCUGCUGCAAGAGCUACAGGACCAUGCUGGAGCUGGCCCAGCACCGCUGCAGCGCCGCAGCGUCCAAUCAGAACCGGUUCAACUGCCCGUCCUGCUUUAAGAGCUACCGAACCAUGCUGGACCUGGCCCAGCACCGCUGCAGCGCCGCGGCCAAAAACCAGACUGGUGGUCGGCGCUCCAACUUCUCCGCCGCCCCUCGCCGCCAGCAACAGCAGAACAACGCUAACUCCAUGAUGCAGCAACAGCAUGGAGGUCACGGCCAGCAGGAACCUCUGCCCUCACAUUGCGUCUCACCCAUGUCCCAGGGGGGGCCGGGCGCUGGUGUGGCCGGCCAGUCUGUGCCGGACCCCCACCAGCAGGGCCGUCCCAGCUCGGUGUCCUCUCAGAGCAGCCAGCAGGGCAUGAGGAGCUCGUCCUCCAACAAACACGUCUCCUCCUCCAGUGCCACCCCGUCCUCCUCCUACUCCCUCCUCCAGCCCCUGGUUCCUGAGGUAAAGGAGAUCAGCUCGGGAUACACCAGAUUGAGCGCCAACCCCAUGAUCCUUCCAGGUGAUCAUCCUCUUCUCCACACUCUCCCAUCGCGUCCACUGUCCCUGCUUGCCGAGCCGAAGCACCAGGACACUUUCUCCCUGGCCCCCCAGCGGCCCCUCACCACCAUCAACCCCAUCGGCCACUCCCUCCAUCCGAACGGAGCACCAUCGCUCAAGCCUUCCCCCGUUCCACGCACCAUCCAGGCCAUGCCCUGGGAGCAGCGCUCCCUCUACAAUCAAUGAGACUCCUGGGAACCACAUACACCCCCCCUUCCCACCCCCCACACACACCCUCCUCAGCACCCUCUCUGAUCCAGCAUCUAGGACGGAGGACUGGUGGACUCCGUCAGCACUCCUUUGGAACGUUGUGAGGAUGGUGAAGCGCGCCUUGGAGACUAGCUGAUUGAUUUCUGAGUAGUUAGGAUAAACAAUGUGAUGCCUUGACCUCAUGUAUGAUCUCUGACAUGUCCUGGAUAUAAGUUAAACUGUCUGUGCCCCAACUGUCCUCUUACUAAGAAUUUACCCCCAUCCUUCACUUCUGAGCUAGUUAAGAAAAUAUCUACCCCCCCCAUUAUGAAUAGUCCCCCACCCCCUCCCCUCGCCCCCUUUUCAUUAAAGUAAAUGAAACAAAAGGAUAUUUUUAUCAGGUGUGUGUUCCAGAUUCAGCUCCAAGCAUCCUUCCUUCGGUCCAACAUACUUUCCCAGAGGAAACGAACUUAAUUUUUCCUUCGAAGUGUUGUGGAUGAUGCCAGGAAGGAGGUGGCGUUCCGUCAGCGCCCACAUGUCCGAGGACCACCGCCGUUCAUCGUGUCCACGAACAGGCACUGAGGCAGCCGAUCCGUUUCCUCAUAUAGAACCACAGUAGAGCGGGAUCACCCCGACACCCAGAGGAAGAUUCACUCUUCACCACUGACCUGACUGGUGGAUUAUUGUACUUUAUUACACUGACUGGGAAUUCCAUGGAGAAGAUUCCAGAUCCUUAACGUUCCCAACAGACUGUUACAUCAUGUGUUCUCCACUCUGAAGCACUUUGGGACAGGUUCUGUCAGCCAGCCCCUCCCUCUGUGGAGCUUUACAUUAUACCUUCAUCACCUCCAUCAUCACCAUCGCUUUCAUGACCAGCAGGGAUUCUGUAAAGUCCUGUUUCCACCAGCAGGUCUGGGUCAGUACGCGACGGUUUGGUUGGAAAACCCUGAUAUCUGGUGCGUUUCCACAGCAACCAUAUCCUUACCUGGUAGAUGAUGUUUCAGCCGGAUAGCGAUAGAUGAGCCAAAACUAAAGGAGAAGAAUGGAGGACAUCCAGCAUAAAGCCAGCAUUUAUUUAAACAUGAAGCUCUGCUUUGUUCUUAUUGCUGAGUCACACAGGAAGUGACGAUUUUUUCCACCAAUCAGAGGAUUGCACCCUUUAGGGCCGGAUUUGUAAAAUAGCAGUGAUGUUGUAGGUAGGUACGUGUCUCGCGUACCUGACGCGUUCAAAUCUGAAAGGACGUAGUAAACUCACUAUUGAUGCGUCUCGGGGACACACCUAAUUUUUCCCAUGAAAAAAGGCACAUUGUGAACAACUUGUGUUUAAAAUCACAGUAACUAGCAAAAGAAGCUUUGAUGUCAGCAGGCCAGACAAGCGCUGUGUCAACGUGAUCUUGUACACGCAGUAUUGCAACAUGCUAGUUUAGCCACUACCAAAACAGCUAGCUUGUCACCGCAGAUUCAAUUUCAACAGUUACAGAUACGAACUCCAUAGUAAGCAAACUCAUUAUUUCUUUAAUUUCAUAUGUAUGCAUGAAUGUGUCCAUUAAUUAUAACCAUGUCAUACUAAACCACCAUCAAAGAGUUUAACACUACAAUAUAAGAAAUAGAAAGAAUUACAUUUUUUACCUGGGGACCCACUCAAAUCGCCACCCGUGGGGACUCACUAACAUCGAAACCUUUCAACAUCACUGGCACAAGACGGCUCAGGUCACAUAGAACCCUUCACAGUUUUUUACAUGUGGAAAUUCCCCAAAAAAUGCAUACCGAUCCGCACCGAACCAAACCCGACCCGACCCACACCAGACCAAACCGAACCAAACCCGUCCCGCACUGAACCAAACCCGACCCGACCCGACCCACACCAGACCAAACCGAACCAAACCCGUUCCGCACUGAACCAAACCCGACCCGCACCAGACCUAACCGAACCAAACCCGACCUGCUGGUGAUUACAGGGCUUGAGAGGACCUGGACUGAGCCCAGCAACACCUGGAGGCUUCAGAACGUAUUUCGCUCCACCCUGGUCCACCUCCACCCUGGUCCACCUCCUCUCCUCCCUGACCCACAUCCACUCCACCCUGACCCACCGCCUCGCCUCCCUGACCCACCUCCUCUCCUCUCUGACCCACCUUUUCUCCACCCUGGUCCACCCCUACUCCACCAUUACCCACCUUUUCUCCACCCUGACCCACCUCUACUCCACUCUGACCCACCUUUUCUCCACCCUGACCCACCUUUUCUCCACCCUGGUCCACCUCUACUCCACCCUGACCCACCUCUACUCCACCCUGAUCUACCUCUACUCCACCCUGACCCACCUCUACUCCACCCUGAUCCACCUCCACUCCACCCUGACUUACCUCCACCCUGACCCACCUCUACACCACCCUGAUCUACCUCUACUCCACCCUGACCCGCCUUUUCUCCACCCUGGUCCACCUCUACUCUACCCUGACCCACCUCCACCCUGACCCACCUCUACUCCACCCUGAUCUACCUCUACUCCACCCUGACCCACCUUUUCACCACCCUGGUCCACCUCUACCCCACCCUGACCCACCUCUGCUCCACCCUGAUCUACCUCUACUCCACCCCGACCCACCUCCACUCCACCCUGACUCACCUCCACCCUGACCCACCUCCACUCCACCCUGACCCACCUCUACUCCACCCUGACCCACCUCUACUCCACCCUGCCCACAGUGUUGCUUUUCCAAGUGAAAAAGAAAAGAAUUCCCAGCUGUGUGCGCUGCUCCGAGGAUGGAUAAACGCGGAGUUUUCCCGACUGACCUGAAGUUCAGAGUAUUUUGUAAAAUGGUCGAUCUGAUGAAUAACUGUUGAUUGAUCCAGUUUGUAGUUAGGCUCUCUAACAUGGUUUUAAUGGAAAUACCUUCAACUCUUCUGUCUUUUCUCUUUUUAAAGUUAUUUCUAUUUUUUAUUCAUGACAUGUUUUCAUCGUUGCUUUUUCUCUCCUUGUAAAGUGUCUUUGAGUAUUUAGAAAAGUGCUAUACAAAUAAAAAUGUUUUAUUAUCACCA
Molecule: messenger RNA, 4489 nt
Organism: Melanotaenia boesemani (Boeseman's rainbowfish)
Lineage: Eukaryota; Metazoa; Chordata; Actinopteri; Atheriniformes; Melanotaeniidae
Product: zinc finger protein 646-like
Exons: 8
Coding region: 95-1447 (450 amino acids)
Biological process (GO): regulation of transcription by RNA polymerase II
Cellular component (GO): nucleus
Molecular function (GO): DNA-binding transcription factor activity, RNA polymerase II-specific; RNA polymerase II cis-regulatory region sequence-specific DNA binding
Source: RefSeq, a predicted model, not a curated record